Rotaria sp. Silwood1 is the source of this 1029-nucleotide messenger RNA. NCBI's taxonomy places the organism in Eukaryota, Metazoa, Rotifera, Eurotatoria, Philodinida, Philodinidae. The record is from the annotation of a GenBank genome assembly.
AUGGUACAGGCUCGUAUUGCUGCAGCUUCUAUCGUCCGAGAUCUCAGCCCUUUAUUUGUUCAAUUAUUAAAUGAUGCAAAUCCUUCACUAAUUCGAAAAUCAUUGGAAUGCCUUCGAAAUUUUUCUCAAUCGUUAAUGGAUGAUGAACAGAACAUUGUUCAAUCAUUCAAAUAUUUAAUAGAUAAAAUUCAACAAGGUGGCAAUACCGAUGUUGAUGCAUCACUCAUUUCCUUAAUCAUGUUGUUUGAUUUAUUAUUAUCACAUCCAUCAGUAUCAAAUAAUGAAAACCAUCGAUUUUCGAUAGCUGCGAUUAUUUCACGUACAAGUCUGUAUCCACCGAAAUCAGCCGUUACAACAAUCGAUAAAUGGACAACAAAAAUGUGGCUCGGAAAACUAAUUGGCCAGAAUCCUACAAGAAAUAAGAUACGUUACCAAUCGGAAAAACCAUUUUCCUUUGCACCUGAUUCACCAAUAUGCAAUAUAUUAUGUGACAAUAUCAAAUAUCCUAUUGAUAUUACGAAUCAAUUUGAUUUAUUCAUUGAAAAAGCAAGACAACAUCAGCAUACAAAUGUUGAUGAAUUAAUCGCUCCACAAAAUACUUUAAAUCAAUUAUUUCGUUGUCAAUUUAUUUUACAAACAUUUUUGAAUGCUGAUCAAUGUCUUUUAUUGAUGUUAUCAUUUGUUGUACAAUGUCAACGAAUAAUUGCCGUACAAAUAACCGAUAAAAACAAUUUACAAACUCAAACAGAAACGGGAACAAAACUUGUGACAACGUUCGUAAAAGAUUUACCUGUAUCAACAGAGAUCGAUCCACCACCAUUAAUAUCAUGUAUUGUUGUUAAAAAUCUUUUUCAAUCGAUGAUUAAUGAUGAAAAUUUUCCAAUCGAUGAAGUUCUGUUAAAAGGAUGUUUACAAACUUCAUUGAAUUGGUCCAUUGAUUAUCUUUGUUUAUUAUCAACAUCUUUAGCUAUCAAAUUAAGUGAAAUUUCAUCAUCAAACAUUGAUUCAUCAGGUCAUCGUGAAGUAUGA